AUUGUUAAUAAACAAAAAAGAAAGACCAACAAAAUUGACAAAAGUGAUUUUGUGGUACGAACGAAUUUAAAUCAAGAAAUAUAUAAACUAUUCGUAAUUUUUAGAACAUAUGAAUUGAGUUAUUUUAAUAUUUGAUUGUGACGCUGAAAUUAAAUUUGUGGCCAUGGAUGAUAGAGCGAAUAUUCUAAAGCAAAUGAAAGUAUGCAGAUUUUGUCUAUCAGAUGUGGAAAACGAUUUAACUAGUAUUCAUGAAAGGCUUAACAAAAACUCUGUAAAUAUUCCAUUGCCGUCUCUCCCUCUUCAAAUAAUGGCAUGCAUAGCCAUAGAAGUGGUGAAAAAUGAUAAUAUGCCACAAUACAUUUGCAAUAGUUGCCGUGAAUUGACUACUCAAGCUUAUAUUUUCAAAACAAACUGUAAAAAAGCAGAUGAUGCUCUAAAAUUGUUUCUCGUUACUGGACAACUCUCUAAGCCAUAUAUGCAAAAUGUAGUACAGAUAAGAGUCCACCCAGCUGCUGAAAAGACCAUCACAGUAGUACAUCAUGAUGAUGAUACUGAAAAAUCACAGACAUCACCUUCUAGAAUAGUCGAAGAAGAAAGUCAGAUGGACUUUGAAGAAAUCGAAGAUAAUGAAGAAGAGGAUAAAGAAACACCCAUUGUUGAAGUAUUAAAAAGAAAUAAAACAUCUGCAGAACCUAAAGUAAAAACUCACUGCUAUUCUUGUUCAGAAUGUGAUAGGUCUUUUCCACUGAAACAGCUUCUUGAUAUUCAUGUCAAAAACCAUUCUAGAGAGCGUAACUAUGAAUGUGAUGUCUGUCAGAGUAAAUUCUACACUAAAUAUGAUCUCCAGAAACAUGUUCUUACUCAUAAUCCCAACAAAGAAUUUGAAUGUGUGGUUUGUCAGAAAUCUUUUGCACGAGAACCAAUGUUAAGAAGGCAUGAGAAGAUUCAUAUAGAUGCACCCAAAUAUGUUUGUAUAGAGUGUGACAAGACAUUUUUGACCAAGGAAUAUUUGGAAUUUCACCUUCAAAAGCACAAUAAGAAGAAGCCAUUUACUUGUAAUAUAUGCAACAAGAGUUUUGUUUUUAAACAGGGUUUGGAACGUCACGAAAUAGUCCACAGCGAAAACAAGCCGUACAAAUGCAAUUAUUGUGAGGCAAGUUUUACUUCUGCCAUCAAACUAACCAGGCACAUUACUUCUCAUGCCGGAUUGCGUCCUUAUCCCUGCAAACUUUGCGGAAGGACCUUUUUAUUAAGUCACCACUUAACCAGACACAUGCGCAGUCACUACGCAUCAAAAACGUCAAUCGAUCAAGUAGGUCAGCACAAAUGUGACAUUUGUAGCAUGUCAUUUAGAAAGAAGGAUUCUUUAAUCAAUCACAGUGUUAUUCACUCAAUGGUGAAUUUGAAAUGCGUUAUUUGUAAUACUACGUUCGACUCGGCCAGCAAUGUAAAAGAGCAUAUUACUACACAUUUGACAGGUUUGCCUUUCCCAUGUGAAAAAUGCGACUACAGUUUUGAAACCUCAGAGCAAUUAGAAGAACAUGAAUUGAAGCAUGCUGAAAUGGAAUAUGAAGAUCAAAUUGAAAAAGAGGUGUUCUCAGAAUCACUAAAUCAGCUGGAUUCUGAAGAAGAUGAAGUGGAAGAGGGAGAAGUUAGAGAGUAUACCAUAGUAGAUGUUAAUAAUCCAGAAUCUGGACUAAAAAGCAACCAGGAAGAACCCGAAGAAAUGGAUGAACGUGCAGUCAUCAAAGAUUUUCGGGACAAUUUCUCAUCAAGGGUAGAAUUUUUGAAAGAUGAAAUUGAUAGUGAAUCAGAACAGGCGGAAGAAAACGCGGAAGUGGUUGGCGUUGAAGAGGAAGAAGAUGAGGACGAAGGGGAAGAAGAAGAAGAAGAAGAAGAAGAUGAAGUUGAAAUUACAGAAAUUCAAUCCAUCAAACCCAUCGUCCGACAAGAAGGGACCAAAGUGUACGAGAGAAAAAAUAUUCCCAGUACUAAACCAGUACCAGUAGCAGAAAUCAGAAUGAGUUCUUUAAACGAGCAACAGCAACAAACGACAUUACCACUCAAUACUGAAGCAAGCAGCCUAAAAAAAGUCGGCGAUAAAAUGGUAAAAGUGAAAAAAUUCAUUCUUACCAAAGACGAGAUGAAAGCAAUGGCCAAAAAAGGUAUCUUAGAAGUCAGGAACGGACAGGUUGUAUUGAAGAGCGGAGGCCAUCAAAUUCUGAACGCUACUAUGAAACCUAUGCAGAAAAAUGAAAUUGAUUCUCUGUUGGAUAAGAGGCACCAUGCUGGAAAUAAGUUACAGAUCAAGAGAUACGAGAAGAAGGUGCCAGGACAAGAUACGUAAACAUUUGUAGUUAUUAGUUUGUAUUAUUUAAGGUAGAAAAAAUGAUUAGAAAUUUAAAAUCUGUUUAGCAGUUUUCUAAAAUAAUUAUUGUACUUCAUUUGUACAUUUUGAAGGUUUCUUUUGUUGAUUUAUCAUAAUUACAUUUUUACCGUCAACAUAUAUUUAGGGUGUCUUUUUUAUAAAUACAUAAAUUGUA
Messenger RNA from Psylliodes chrysocephalus, 2543 nucleotides. Lineage: Eukaryota; Metazoa; Arthropoda; Insecta; Coleoptera; Chrysomelidae. The record is from the annotation of a GenBank genome assembly.